AUGGCGCCUGUCAAGUUAGCGGGAUAUGAGUUCUUUCACAAGACCUUAAAGUCACCUAGAACCAUUUUAGCACCCAUGGUAGAUCAGUCUGAACUGGCAUAUAGAAUAUUAUGUAGACGAUAUGGGGCUGAUGUAUGUGUGACCCCAAUGUUCCAUGCAAGACUUUUUAGCGAAACCAAAAAGUAUCGAGAUGACCAGUUUACGACAAAUAAGGACGAUCGCCCUUUGAUUGUUCAGUUUUGUGCCAAUGAUCCAGAAAUUCUUUUGAGAGCUGCUAAAUUAGUAGAAAAUGACUGUGAUGCUGUAGAUCUCAACUUGGGAUGUCCUCAAAAUAUCGCCAAAAGAGGUCAUUAUGGCUCUUUCUUGCAGGACGAGUGGGAAUUGAUUGAAAAAAUGGUAUCUACCUUGCAUCGUGAAUUAGCCAUUCCUGUCACUGUCAAGAUUCGCUGUUUCCCAACUGUUGAAAAGACAAUUGCUUAUGCCAAAAUGAUUGAAGCUGCUGGUGCUCAAAUGCUCACUGUACACGGUAGAUUACGAGAGCAAAGAGGGCAUAACACUGGCCUUGCCGAUUGGGACAAGAUCAAGGCAGUAAAGCAAGCCCUCAAGAUUCCUGUUGUUGCUAACGGUAACAUUUUGUACUAUGAAGAUAUUCAAAGGUGCAUUGAUUAUACCGGUGUGGAUGCGGUCAUGACAGCUGAAGGUAGUUUAUAUAACCCUGCCAUCUUUUCCGCUGGAAGAAAGCUCCCUCCUUUUACAUUUGAGGUUGCUGAAGAGUAUUUGGAUAUUUGUAAAGUUGAAAAGACAAAUCCUGGCAUGAUCAAAGGACACAUGUUCAAGCUCUUACACCCAAGCUUACCCCAUCACACUGACUUGAGAGCACGCCUUGGAAAAGCUAGAGAGCUCGAGGAAUUCUACAGUGUUGUCAAGGAUUUGAAGGAAAGAGUGUUGAAAGAAAUUGAAGAAAAAGGAGAAGACGCUGAGGAGAAAGGCGAACCAAAUGAAGAUGGUAUUCGUAAAUAUUCUUACUGGAGAUGCCAACCCUACAUUCGUCCCAAGCCAGUUAUCAAAAAUGAUGCAAAGGACAAGGAAUCCAACAAUGAAAAGAAGCGCAACUUGUCAGAGACUUCUACUGAACAAGACUUGGAAAGUAACAAGAAAUUGAAGGAAACCUCUGAUGCACCUAAUGCAGAGGUCUGCGCUGGCUGUUAA
This is a messenger RNA of Rhizopus microsporus ATCC 52813, 1209 nucleotides long. RefSeq names its product Dus-domain-containing protein. The coding region runs from base 1 to 1209 and encodes 402 amino acids. NCBI's taxonomy places the organism in Eukaryota, Fungi, Mucoromycota, Mucoromycetes, Mucorales, Rhizopodaceae. The record is from RefSeq and is a predicted model, not a curated record. Gene Ontology annotation, molecular function: flavin adenine dinucleotide binding; tRNA dihydrouridine synthase activity. Gene Ontology annotation, biological process: tRNA processing. The transcript is spliced from 2 exons.